AUGGGGUUUGUGCAUCCACAAGGUCCGAAGGUUCUAGUUCUCGAUAGGGCUGUGCAAAUUUUCGAGAUUUCCGACUCCGCUCCGAAUUCGACUUCGACGGAGUCGGAGUUCUCAGAAUUCGGAGUCGGAGUCAGAGAAAACCUUAAACGACGCCGUUUUUGGAUCCAAAUCGGCAAUCCCAAAUACCAGCCGGAUGCAUCAUCGCUCUCCUCCGUAGAGCAAAAUGCGAGUCUCGAAGCCAAAAAGCACUACAGAGGGGUCCGACGAAGGCCUUGGGGAAAGUACGCGGCGGAGAUCCGAGACCCUAACCGGCGCGGCUCUCGUGUAUGGCUCGGGACCUUCGACACAGCUAUAGAAGCCGCCAAGGCCUACGACCAAGCCGCAUUCAAGCUCCGUGGUUCGAAAGCGAUCCUCAACUUCCCACUCGAGGUCGGGAACUCGGAUACAACCCCGGAGUCUGGCGAGAGAAAACGACGUCGUGAGGAGGAGGAAGUGAAGGUAGCGGUCGUCAAGAAAGAGAGGUCGACGGAAUCGAAGGAUACGACCGGUACUUCUUCCACGGAUGUCCCAUUAACGCCGUCUAGUUGGAAGGCGGUAUGGGACGGUGAUCUUCAAGAGAUUUUUAGCUAG
Carya illinoinensis is the source of this 630-nucleotide messenger RNA. RefSeq names its product ethylene-responsive transcription factor 5-like. Gene Ontology annotation, biological process: regulation of DNA-templated transcription; ethylene-activated signaling pathway. Bases 1 to 630 code for a protein of 209 amino acids. Lineage: Eukaryota; Viridiplantae; Streptophyta; Magnoliopsida; Fagales; Juglandaceae. Gene Ontology annotation, molecular function: DNA-binding transcription factor activity; DNA binding. The transcript has 2 exons. The record is from RefSeq and is a predicted model, not a curated record.